GUGACGUUUCAACACAAUAUUGCAAAUAAACUCUUAAGUGUUGACUCUAGCGGCGAUAAGCGAGUCUAACAACUGCAAGGAAGUGUUUUACUGCAGCAGCAAUUACAAAAACCCUGUCUGGGCAAGGCAUAGGUUGCAGUUUUAUUUUUUAAUGUGCGAUAAGAGCCUAUUCCGGAAACAAAUAGUCAUUCGACUUGCAGGUCUCAAGAGAAGAGUUGCACCUCCUUUGAAUUGUUUUGCUCAAAUACUUGCACGAAAAACCAACACAUCGAAAGGCAAGAUGAAUUUGGAGGAAUACUUUAAAAGAAUUGGUUUCCAUGGCUCUUUUGAUAAGCUGGAUCUUGCAACACUGAAGCUGAUUCACAAACUGCACGUCAUGUCAAUUCCUUUUGAGAACCUCAGCGUUCACUGUGGUGAGAGGAUCAUCAUGGAUCUUGAGGUCAUUUACAACAAGAUAGUGAGGAGCAGCCGUGGUGGUUGGUGCCUUGAGAACAACUUCCUGUUUGGCUGGGUGCUGAGAGAAAUGGGCUACGACACCACAAUGCUGGGCUCCAGAAUUUUCUCUAGUACCACCAAUGAUUUUUUACCCGCUGAAACUCAUCUCAUCAACAAGAUCAUCAUUGAUGGAAAGGCUUAUAUAGCAGAUGUAAGCUUUGGGGUGUCUUCUCAAGUGUGGGAGCCCCUGGAGCUUGUCUCUGCAAAGGACCAACCUCAGGCAGCAGGUGUCUUUCGCCUCAUAGACAAGGGGGACAUCUGGGUGCUGGAGAAAACUGGUAGAAAGCCAGAGAUUCUCAAUCCAGACUUUGCAAAAUCAAGCCUGGUGGACUGGAAGGUAACAAAGCAGAUCUAUGGCUUCACCUUGGUGCCUCGUGAGGUUGAUCAUUUCUUGGAGACAAACCACACACUCCAGACAGAUCCUGCUUCACUGUUCAUCAGGAAGUCCAUCUGCUCUCUGCAGACACCAACAGGAUUCAGAGCCCUUCUUGGCCGGACCUACAGUGAGGUCACCUACAAACCUGAGGAAGGUGUGAAUGUCUUUGACAUGAGGAACAUAACAGAUGAUGAGAUAGAGCAAAUUCUGAGGGAAAAAUUCAAUGUAAAGCUGCAGAACAAACUGCAGCCUGCAAACAACAAAGCAUGCUGCAGAACAAACUGCAGCCUGCAAACAACAAAGCAUGGUAACAUUAACCAUGUUCAUCUGCAGGAUACACUACCAAAGUUCAAGCAGCACAUCACCAUUGCCACUUGA
Molecule: messenger RNA, 1249 nt
Organism: Epinephelus moara (kelp grouper)
Lineage: Eukaryota; Metazoa; Chordata; Actinopteri; Perciformes; Serranidae
Product: arylamine N-acetyltransferase, pineal gland isozyme NAT-10-like
Exons: 3
Coding region: 152-1249 (365 amino acids)
Molecular function (GO): acetyltransferase activity
Source: RefSeq, a predicted model, not a curated record